This is a messenger RNA of Aspergillus luchuensis, 2010 nucleotides long. RefSeq lists its product as uncharacterized. The transcript is spliced from 2 exons. Bases 1 to 2010 code for a protein of 669 amino acids. Lineage: Eukaryota; Fungi; Ascomycota; Eurotiomycetes; Eurotiales; Aspergillaceae. The record is from RefSeq and is a predicted model, not a curated record.
AUGGCAGGGGACGGACAGUCUAACUACGACGCUGUUCCAGUCGAGGAGCAAGCAACAUACCAGGAUUCACCGUCGAGACCCUCGUCCCUACAAUACGAGGAAUCCACAGUCGACCACCCAGAGGACACUGAAGCGGACCCUAAAGGGCCUCGCUUGCAGCCUCUCGAGACCUCAUUGCUGUACAGGCUUCUACGUCUAGUGUUUGACAUAAUUGUUGCCUCUAUCAGCCUAUUAUUUGUCAUUCUCGGUGUCUGGGCUUACAAGAUCGACGGAAAUCUUGCCGGCCCAGACUCCACGGGUUCCAAGCUCGUGAAAGUCGCACAAUACGCACCUACCAUCUUCCCGGUACUCUUCGCCGCCAUUGUCGGCGGCAGCAUGAAGAGCAUCCCCUCCUGGUGCAUUCAGACUCAUCGGGGAGCAACGGUCGGACUGUUGCAGCGAUGUCUCGGGAGUCAGAGUAUCUCGGGCGCGGUGCUCACACAGAUACAGCUAGGCUUGUUUGAUUUCGGCGCUAUAAUGAUGGUUUUGUUGUGGUCUUUAUCGCCAUUGGGUAGCCAGGCCUCUCUCAGAGUCAUUUCUAUUGUGGCAAGGGAUUCAAGUAAUCUGCGGAACCUGACCACCAUAAACACCUUCAUUGGUUAUCAAUACGGCAAUGCCGAAGGUAUAGCAGAAGCCCAGCGCACUGUGGUAUACCCCACCGUUGCGGCCAUUAUGGCGGCUUCACUCUUGGAAAAGCGCAACCAAGAUCUUUGGGGCAACGUGCGCUUUCCUAUGCUGGAAAAUGAGCAGAGUCUGAUCGACACGACCGGUCACGAAUGGACGGCCAUGCCCGAGGGAAAUAAUCUGACAUAUGCAUCACUGGUCGGCACCCCCGUGGGCAAUCUCGCGGAUGCAGGAAACACCUCCUUCACCCUCCCAGGUUCAUACCUGUAUAUCAACUGCUCGAAGUUCGGAAAAUCCAACCAGACUGGCUUCACCAACUACACCUCCUCGAGUUCGCCACUUCCCGAGACUGGUGUUGACUGUACCUGGGCAAGCAUGCGCGGCGGCACCCAAUACCAAAUCGCCAUCUCCCAACCGUGCUCAAAUUUCCGGCUGCUGCCCGAGGCGAACACCACCCGGCCUUCCCGCCAGCUUCAAUUUGAGUCGCGGGUACAGGCGACUUCCAUGGCAGAGUGGACGCGCGCUGAGUGCGAUCUGACCACAACAUACAUUGACGCCAACGUGACCUGCACGGCCAGCGCCUCGGGCAGUUCCUCUGCCAGUACCUGCCAGGUUUCGUCGGUCCGCGCCUCGCCUGAACCCCCCUACGAUCGCAACUGGACCGUCUUCGAUCUCAACGAGCCGUUCAGCAGCCAGCCUGUCCUAUCUUUACUCUCAACAUUCUUCCCUAACGCCCAGGUCGCCGGCGGCGACCAGCCCAUCCUCGCCUAUCUGGAAGACCCCUACCACGCGGUGGUGAACCCUGGCUCCCUACAGGGCACGUAUACGGCCGGCAAAAAAGCGUUCGAGACGCGGCUGGCUCAGAUCCUCAAUUCUGUGCUAUACAUCGGUAUCAACCCGUCCGCGUUUACGGGGUCCUUCGCAGAAGAGGAGGCGUUAGCGGCGAAGGUGGUGCAGGAAAACACGGUCAUCCCGAUGUCUCAACCCGUGCCAGGGGCAUCCACGACCCUCGUGCACGAGGUGGUCCAGUGCAGCCGGAGCUGGCUCGGCGUGCUGCUGGCUGCGUCGCUGGCGCUCUUCCUCUGCGCCAUCGCCGGCGCCAUCCUGCGUUUUUGCACCCUCGCGCCCGACGUACUGGGGUCAAUCGCCGUGGCCUUCUUGCGCAAUCGCAUCCCCGAUCUCGCUGGGUCCUCAACGUGGUCGGCGGAUGAGUGGGUGCGGCAUACCCGCGACACGCGAUUGUACUUGGGAGAUGUGGAGGCCGAGGCCGAGGCAGGCUGCAUUGCUUUGGCGACCUCGCCAGAGGAUGUGCAGGUCCCCCUAGUAAAGAACAGACUUUACAUGUAA